This is a messenger RNA of Procambarus clarkii (red swamp crayfish), 7095 nucleotides long. It is a transcript of the gene MEP-1, whose product is annotated as MEP-1. Gene Ontology annotation, biological process: positive regulation of transcription by RNA polymerase II. NCBI's taxonomy places the organism in Eukaryota, Metazoa, Arthropoda, Malacostraca, Decapoda, Cambaridae. Gene Ontology annotation, cellular component: nucleus. The record is from RefSeq and is a predicted model, not a curated record.
CACACGCGCAUAUUUGUGUCUCAAGAUGAAUCUGACAGAUGAAACAGACAACUGGAGAACGCGCGAAACAUUGAACACGGGUUUACCGCGCAACUUUGAAUGUUGUCAUGCCCACACCAACGUUUGCACCAUCUCCCGAACUUGGAUUUGGAGUGGAUGGCGGCUGUAGAGGAAUAUAGAGGUUGGAUCUCUACCAUCACCAUGUCUGAGAGUGAAGCAACUGCUGGACUGGAUGACUCUGCAGCUGGUGAGGGUGAGAAAGUGAAAGCAAUUAAUGGAAUGAAGGAAAUGGAAGAUGUUAAGUUACAGAAUGGUGAAUCAGAAAAGCCACAAAUAAAUGGUGAUGUAGAGAAAGAUGAUGAAUUUGAAAGAAGUGAAGGUGAGCAAAAUGGAAAGUCUGAGGAGAGUGGAAACACAGACAAGGACGACAUUCACUUGCAGAAUGAUGUUCACUCCUCUGAAAAGCCCAUGGAGGUAGAUAGUGAAGUGGCCAGUGAAGUGUGUGUAGGAAAAACUGAGGAUGUUGAUGAGGAUGAUGAGGAGGACAAUGAUGAGGAUGACAAUGAUGAGGAGGAGGACAAUGAUGAUGAGGAGGACAAUGAUGAUGAUGGAGAGGAUGAGGAUGAGGAGGAGGAUGAGGAGGAGCAGGAGGAGGAGAAGAAGAUGGAAGUGACUGAAGAAACAGAGGAGCCAAAACAAACUAUUAGUGAAAGUGUAGAGAAGGGUAAGGGUGAAAAGGUGGAAGAGAAAGCUGAAAAGGACAAAAGUGAUGUGGAGAAAAGUGAAGAAGAGAAAGAAAGCAAAAGUGGUGAGAAAGAGGAAAAGGAAAAUAAUGGUGAGACAGAAAAUAAGGAAAAUAAAGAUGCAGAUAAAAAUAAAAAAGAUAAUAAAGAUGCAGAUAAAAAGAAAAAUGAUGAGAAGGAUAAUGUGAUAGAAGACAAACCAGAGGAGAAGCCAAAAAAAGUUGAGGGGAAGACUAGUGGUAAACCAAGAUCGAGAGCAAAAAACUCUGCGAAGGACACUUCUUCCGAUGACAUACAGGAAGUUAAGGAAGUGCCCGUGAGGGAAACUCGGCAACUCAGAAUUCGCAGAACGCCGAGGAAGUACACCGAAGACGACGACGACAUUAAGAUAACCAAUGAAGUGAUCAAAGACGAUAGCAGUGACAUUGAAAUGAUAGAAGAGAGUGAUCCUUUAGCUAUCAGUGAUGCAGAUGUCAGGAAGUUACAACAGAAGGAUAAGAAGGAGUUAAAGUCGAAGGAUCCAAAUGUAAUAAUCAUCGACACCAAUACAUUGCUAAAGAACCAGGGUAAUCUCGCAGCAGCAGUAGCUCAGUCAUCGAGUACUACAGUCCAAACAGUCACUGCACGGGGAACAUCCACAAACACAGCUGCAACAGCAGUGUCGAACCUUAAUAUUCAAAAUGCCAUUCAAGCUAUCACAGGUGGUGUGCCGGCGCAAGGCUUGCAGUCGGCAUACAUCACUGCAUUGCAGCAGGUCAGUCCGAAGGUACUGCUGGCUCAAGGCGGGCAGGUUCCCAUGAAUUCGCAGCAUUUGGCUCAGCUGCAACAAUAUUAUAACAGUUUAGGUCAUUUGCAGGAUGACGCCUAUGUGAUUGAGGCGCCAUCGUUUAUAGUGCCCUACGUUAUGGAGGGGAAGCCCAAGGAACCAAUUAAAACCUUCUUGCGUAGAAUAAACAAAGAAAUGGAGGAGUAUGAGAAGAAAGAAAAGCAAGAGGAAGAAAAGAAGAAGGCAGAGGAGAAGAAAAUUCAGGAUGAGAAGGAAAAAGAGGAACGAGAUAAGAAAAGAAAGUUGCAGGAGGAGGAGAAGAGGAGGAGGAUGGAAGCAGGGGAAGAGGUGGAGGAGAGUAAAAAGAAGACGGGCGAUGAUGAGGACGAAGAAAUGGAAUCAGAUGCAGAUAGAGAAAAAGACUGUGAUGAUUCAAAGGAAAGUGAAAUUGAAAAGAGUAAAGACAGGGAAGGUGCUGAUAGUGAGAAUGCCAGGGGACACAGCAAGAAGGCAGCCAGUAAGGAUGAAGAAAAAAAAGAAAAGGAAAGUGAAGGAAAAAAGGAAACUAAAGCAGAAAAGGGAAAAGGAACGGAAAAAGAGAGUAAGACGGAAAAAGACGAGAGUAAAAAAGUUGAAAAAGUAGACAAAGAAACAACUGUGGUGGACGAUGAUGAUAAGGAGAAUAAGGACAAGAGUAGCGAUACAGACAGUGUUGUGGAUUUAGAGAAGGAGAACAAGAAGACAGAAGACACCUUGGCUCACCUUGGAAAUGAUGAAGCUGGGCGAAUACAGCAGCCGGCACGCCCUCUUGACUCGGCACUACUCCUCACGAAAACCUGCCGAUGGGAGCCUUAUUACCGCAGUGCUCUAGGCAAAUUUGUGUUGGAGUUGGGUUUAAACCAGGCACAGGAAUUUCUACAGAAUGAUCUUCUGCGAAUGCAAAAGAGAAAAUUAGAUAAGAUGAAGACUGCUCCGUCCAGAGAAGGAAUUUUAUCGGUUAGGAUGUUAGAGAGACAGUUAGAGUUCACUCGGACGAAGAAUUCUCACCUUAGUGUGCCGCUCAAGAUUUGCAAAUUCUGUAAUUUCAAGACCGAGAGCGAGAUGGUAAUGGACCGGCAUUUGGAGUCUCCUCAUAUGGUUAAUUAUACUUAUAAGUGUAACUACUGCGAUUUUGAAACACGCGGACCUCAGGUAAUCUUGUUCCACAUGGAAGCAGAACAUAAUAUUCGGGGACGUCUGGAACGUGCCCCGGCAUUUUUCCAGUGCUCCCUAUGUCCAUACGAAGAUAACAACAAAUCUAAAAUGACUAGGCAUUCGUUUUCUUGUAGCAAAAAGUACAAGCCCGAGAAGAACUGUGAACUAAUAGACUGGGAGCCUCCUGCCAAGAUUCCGAAGGUAUUACAUAUUCAUCGAGGUCGACCAAAUACUUUAGGGAAAGCCUUCGAACCAGUGAAGAUGCCUAACUUAUUACCAAAAAAUUUGGCUGGAAUGAACAUUAGUAUACAGUCAGCAGUUGCAUCAAAUCUUCUAACGACAGCAAAUGCAGUAUCGUUAGCAGCGGGCCGGGGGCGAGGGCGACCUGUGGGCUCAUACAAGAACACAGGGCCCAUACCCAAUCAAGGCCGAGGAAUCACCACAGCUAAUACGGGAUCUUUGUUGUACACAACUCGUGGAACGACGACAACGACGACAGCGAACUUGGUGCAGCAGGUGUCGGGGAAUGCACAACAGUUUACUCUUGGCAACCAGAUGUUCCAUCUUGUCAAUGGCCACCUGGUCCCAAUGUCGGGUGCAGCUGGCUCAGUGAGCAGUGUUUCCGUAUCUUCACAGCCGACAGCGAGAGUGCCACGCAUCUUACCGUCCUCGUCAUCCUCUUCUGUCAGCCUCAUUCCUGGACUGGGAGCUUCAUCGUCAAUUACCAUACAGAGUGUACAAAGCAAGGCAGGGAAUACCAAGUCACCACAGCAGCCGAGCAUCUCCAUCACGCCGCUACCACGGGGAGGCCAGACGCAGACCCAAAACAUUAAUAAGGGUUCCACGCCAACUCGGGAUUCCAGUGGGAAACCGUCCUUCGUCAUAUGUGAAAUAUGUGAUGGUUACAUUAAGGACCUAGAGCAACUGCGGAAUCAUAUGAACCUGAUUCACAAAGUUAAGAUCCACCCAAAGAUGAUUUACAACCGCCCACCGCUCAAUUGCCAGAAGUGCCAACACCGCUUCUUCACAGACCAGGGUUUAGAACGGCAUCUACUGGGUACACACGGGCUGGUAACUUCGUCCAUGCAAGAAGCAGCCAACAAGGGCAAGGAUGCUGGCCGCUGUCCAAUCUGUGGCAAGGUGUUCCAGUGGAAGCUGCUGAACCAUGUCAGUAGAGAUCACAAGAUGACACUGAAGCCAGCCCACUUGUCUUACAAGUGUACAGUGUGUACAGCCACCUUCAACAUGUACAGGCUGUUUGAGAAUCAUGUCUACUCGGCACAUUCUGUUGUUAACAAAAAUAAAGGGGAUGGUGGCAAGAAGCAGAGUUCUGGAGGUUCUGGGUCCUCAGACUCUCCUCUUAAGAUUAAUGAUGAGAUCACCAUCAUACCCCAACCAGCAGUCAAAACUCAAAAGUCGGAUAAGUCCAUGUCUUCGGGGAAGAAGUCAGAAGGCACGCCAACUGUUAGCAAGGAGAUUACCAUCACAAAAGUGGGAUCCCGGCCUACACGGCGGAGUGGUAAUAGCGUGGAGGUGAUCAGCUUAGACGAAUCGCCUACCAAGAAACCGGCACCAGAAUCCAAGAAACGCUCAAACAAGGAUAAUGUAGGAAAUGGCUCAAAGAAGGCACGAACCAGUAGCUAAUGAUAUGAUUUGCAAAUGAUAAUGCUCUUUGAAUUAUUGAACAGUGAAUGAAAGAUAAUGGAACAUGGUGGUAACAUGUGGUGUGGAAGUCAAUGAGUGGGGUACCUACCUAAGAUGACAAAUUUGUAAAUGGGUUCUUUUAUAUCUAGCAACGCCAGUUUGGAAUGGAACGAUAAUUUUGCACUACUGGAACCAAGUUAAUAUAAAUAUAUAUUUAAAACUUCGUAUUUAUAAAGUGCUGCUGUGUGUAUACAGGCAAUGGAAAAAUAAUGAUAGGCUACAACAAAUGUGAUGAGGCUAUUUAGCUCUUGGAUUUUAUUUGUGUUUACAAAAAUACACGUUACUUGGUGGUUUUACUGUAACUGGAAAUGUGGUUAGUCAGUGUGAUUACACCACAAACUCCUUAUCAUCACGCACAGAUCUCCAAAGUGACUAGUGACAUUAAAUAAAUGUGGUGCUGCAGCCUUUCCUUUGUACACACUUAGCAAGCUUUGUUAGUGGACAGUGUAGGUCAGGCUGGACAUUAUCACUGUUAUUUAACAUACACAAGAUUUGUGAGUUUAGCAUUUAACAUUUGUCUCUGCUGGAGCAUAUGCUCUAUGCAGUUUCAGUCAAAUACAAAGGUACUGUACAAUUCACAACUGGGGAUUUCAUCCCAACACCAAGAAGCGCAUCCAGUUGUCGAGUAUUGAAUUUUUGUUACUUUUAUUUUCCAAAUUAUAAAUUAUCUCUUAAAGGGUGAGGAAAGUAGCAUUAGCUCCUCAGUACCAUGUUAUUUGAACAAAGUUAAACUGCACAAAGUUGUCCUUGGUUGUUACAUAACACCUUAAAAAUCUGUCAUUUCAUUUACACCAAAAUUUAUUCUUCUGGGGUUCAUUCCAUUUGAGUCUACAUAUGUCGUCAAGACAUGUCUUUCUUUUUUUUUAAGUUGUUUUUAAUUGAAAGUUUUCAUUUACACUGUACAUUCUGAUCAAUCCAUACUGCACAACAGUAAGAAAGCAAAGGUUCAGAUUCAUAGCAUUUAUGUUUAAUGUUAUGUUCCUUAUCAGAAGGCAUGUACUGUACUUUUAAUCUGGAAAUAAAUAAGAAACUAAUGAAUAUAAAUCUGGAUCUUAAACUUGUCUAAACCAAUGAUAAAAUUUUUUGGCAAUGUGAUGAUACUUGGACUGUGUUCAUCUUCAUUGUUAAUCCAAGAACACUGUAACACUCCUGCUUAAUGCUCAAUCUUUUCAGUUACCUCUGUUACAAGACGAAUUCUAAAUCCUUGUUUCAUGGAUGCAGUGGCAAGGUACCAUGGACAGGGCAUUUAGAAUAUAGCUCUUUACUCUUGCAAAGAAUAAUUCAUCCCCCCUGGUGCCUGUCAGAUUUAGCUCUGAAAACAACCUUCAGACUACAUUGAAAGUAAGCAAGAAAUGUUACAGAAGGUGUUCCAUGUAAUAAAUCCUAACACUGCUUCUUUGCCACAUUGCACCAAUGACUUGGUGGCUGGUUAUGUUUUACUUGCCACUUACCUGACCCCCCCACAACCCACCACCACUACUACCAACCCCUCCAUCUGAUAGGUUAGCUGUGUAAAGUCAGGUGUUGCUAUGACUAGGACAUUUGCCUCAUGCUACCUAGUGAUGUUUGAAAAAGGGGUCAGCAACACAGAGGCUCUGCUGCAUCAUGCCUUACCAACAACACCUGGGUAUUUAAAUGCCACCAUAGAACGAGAAACAUUUUAUUUUUUGAUUCUGUGUAAGAUAAAUUAAGAUUUGUACAGUGAUACGAUCCUCCUUAUUUCACUUGAGAAGAUUAGUGGAGGAUUUGAGAAUCUUGGUAUGGAGUCUACUGUGCCUACAUUUUGCAUGGUUUGUCAUUUUGACCCAGCAUGAGAUCUUCGUUGAAACUCCUGCAUUGUCACAGGCACAUUGGCAUUUUGGAAGGAUAACCUCUGGUUUUUUUCUUUACUAUUUCCACGAAUUUGAUAUUUACUUACUUUUCCUAAUUGAUCAAUACAGAUUUAGUCAGUCAGUCCAUUACAAAAACUAAUUUGUUUAGAAACGUACUCUGUUGAUCUUUACCUGAUUUAAAACAAGUCGGAGGUAAAUUUUAAAAUUUAUUUAUUUAGAAAUAUUGUGGGAAAUAAUGAAGAACUUUGUUGGUGAGAGAUGCCAAUCAAGCCAGUGGGCUGUGUUCGUGAGAUGCACUUAGGUGUGCCGAUACUCACAGGAAUCUUGCUACAUUCUGUACACUCAUUGUAAGAACAUGUCACAACGUAUACAAUAUACACUUGGUAAGUUUACAGAUAAAUGUGUUGAGAGUCAGUGAGUGUAGUAAGCAUUGUGAAUGUUUGACAACCGCUGUACGUCUUGGGAAGAUGAGCCCGCGUCCCAGUACAUCACUUGUACCUUGAGUGGUGUAGCCUUCUGUGCAUACCCAUGGAUACCUCUUGACACCACUUUGAGAAGCCCUGGAUGUCUCAUAUUUUGGAUGUUACACAGAAAUAACUUAGCUGUUAGCCACUAGAUGUGUACAUUUUCCCGACUAGUGAAGUGUUGAUGGUGGUGUGGCACAGUAUAAGAAGCUGUACAUUGACUCAUUAUGCUCCAUAAGAUUUAGGUUUACUUCAGUUUCUGUACACAAUGCAUUGAAUGUAAAAUGCUAGUAGCUAGUAUUUUAUUUAAUUUUUCUUUAUGGAAGUGUUAAAUGUUGUAGCUAUGUACACUUUUUUUAGGUGUAAUACACCAAUAAAAAUAUUAUUUAGAA